AUGACGUCCAUUGGGCUCUACUCGAUAGGAGAGACGAUUGGCAAAGGAUCCUAUGGUAAAGUUAAAUUAGGGACGCACAAACUGACAGGAAAACAAGUAGCCAUCAAAGAGAUCAGCAAAGAACAUGCACCCAUGGUUGCUCGAGAGAUUCAUCUCCAUCGUCAGCUUAAACACCCCAAUAUUGUCAUGCUAUACGAAGUCAUCAUCACCGAAUCUUCCAUCCAUGUCAUAUCCGAAUACUGUCCUCACGGGGAACUGUUUGACGCACUGACCGAGCGUGGCUACUGCUAUUCUGAGCGAGAUGCUGUCAGAUGGUUCGUCCAAUUGGUCGAUGCGCUCAAGUAUUGCCACUCGCAAGACAUUGUUCAUAGAGAUCUGAAGCUGGAGAACAUCCUGCUCGAUGACAAUGACAAUGCAAAGCUAUGCGACUUUGGAUUUGCCCGACAUGCUGAAAGCAGACAAAUGCUCCAAACGUUUUGCGGCAGUUUAGCAUAUUCGGCGCCAGAGGUGAUCCUGCGCCAGAAAUACACUGGACCUGAAACCGACAUUUGGUCGUUAGGAGUCAUUUUGUACACCCUGUUGGCAGGCGGAUUGCCGUUUGAUGAUGAUUCAGAGGUGGUUACACAACGAAAAAUUGUCAAGGGAGACUAUGAUAUUCCAUCACACUUUUCGCCAGAGGUUUCCGAUCUGAUCACGCGGAUGCUCAAGUUGAAUCCCUCCGAACGUGUAACAAUAGACCAAAUUGCCGGACACCCAUGGAUA
Molecule: messenger RNA, 762 nt
Organism: Zychaea mexicana
Lineage: Eukaryota; Fungi; Mucoromycota; Mucoromycetes; Mucorales; Lichtheimiaceae
Product: kinase-like domain-containing protein
Exons: 6
Biological process (GO): intracellular signal transduction; protein phosphorylation
Cellular component (GO): cytoplasm
Molecular function (GO): protein serine/threonine kinase activity; ATP binding
Source: RefSeq, a predicted model, not a curated record